AUGCUGUCGCUUCGACAUCGAUUGGUGGCACUUGGCAGAAGCUGUGAGCGUGAGUACCAUGCCCUACCGAAAAGGGUCACCAGCAUUGUGUCCACCCGGCAGCACGUCGCUGAAAGCUGCCGGCUGCUGGUGCGCCAGCUAGAGUCCGAUCUCGUCCGUCCGGGUGUCCUAUCGAGUGGACUGUUUUGGGAGCGACAUCGGAAAGGUGGUUACCAGAAGGAGCAUCGCGUGUCCACCAAGGAGUCGAUCAUCAACGGGCUGAAGGAGCUACGCACCGAGUUUGCUCUGUUUCAGCAGGAAUGGAAGGAGAAGCUGGAAAGCGAUCCGCUCGUUGUGUUCCGGCCGGGUGAGAUUGAUGUAGCGUUCGGGUUCGAAAAGCAAGCGGAUCUGGACCGGUGGGUCGUUACGACGGACCGGGACCACGGGGAAGGCUACUCACAGGCAACGCUCGAGCUAAGUCCGGCCGGGUACGGUUUGUUUCAUGGGAAGCUGGAAUCACGGGUACCGAAGGAUGGACGUAUCAAGCGGGCCGGUUACGCCAACAUCAAGAGUUUACGCGUUAGGAAAUCUUUCAAACGGGACGCAUUCUACGACUGGAGUCAGUACAAUACGCUCGUGCUGAAAGUACGCGGUGAUGGACGCUCGUACCUGAUCAAUCUUACUGCGGAAGGUUACUAUGAUAUUCUGUGGAACGAUAUCUACCAUUACGUGCUGUACACGCGCGGUGGUCCACACUGGCAGAUUGCAAAAAUUCCCUUCUCCAAGUUCUUUCUCGCGUCGAAGGGCCGGGUACAGGAUCAGCAGGGUCCGGUACCGCUUAACCGCAUCACGAACGUGGGCUUCUCGGUGGGGUCUCGCGGUGGUCACGAGGGUAGCUUUCGGCUAGAGUUCGAUUUUAUCGGUUUGGAGUUUGAUCCGUCGCAUCAGGAAGAGUUUGCGUAUGAAAUGUACCGUCAGCCGAAAUAUAUUGUAGGAACGUAG
Anopheles maculipalpis is the source of this 981-nucleotide messenger RNA. RefSeq names its product complex I intermediate-associated protein 30, mitochondrial (gene CIA30). The transcript has 2 exons. The record is from RefSeq and is a predicted model, not a curated record. Bases 1 to 981 code for a protein of 326 amino acids. Lineage: Eukaryota; Metazoa; Arthropoda; Insecta; Diptera; Culicidae. Gene Ontology annotation, biological process: mitochondrial respiratory chain complex I assembly; mitochondrial electron transport, NADH to ubiquinone. Gene Ontology annotation, cellular component: mitochondrion.